GGCGACUCAAAGUCACCGCGCCAUCACGAUGGAGUGGGUGCGUUAAAGCAGAUCGUUAUCGUGUAUAUAUUCGAUGUUCGGCGAUUUAAAGAUAAGGCGUAUUUAAAAAGACGCAUGAACUUGGAACGCUUUUUAAAUGAUAAGCCGUUCGCGCGGAAGAAGGUCCCUUAUCUCGCGUGUGAUUAAGUGAAAUCUGUGCACCGGUUAAAUGUUAGCGAUGGAAGAACAGUGUCGUCAUCCAGCGACCGAAGGCAUAAAAGAAGGCGACACGGUAUUGGAUCAGGGUUACCCGCUAGCCGAGAGCCCUUUGGAUUUGAGGGGAUCAGCGAUCGACGUGAUCAAAAACGAAGAAGAGUAUAACAAGGGCAAAGACAAGAAGAAAUCGGGACACCAGCUGAUCAAACCUCCGUACUCGUACAUAGCGUUGAUUACGAUGGCGAUACUGCAGUCACCUCAGAAAAAGCUGACGCUGAGCGGCAUAUGCGAGUUUAUCAUGACCAGGUUCGUUUAUUAUCGGGAAAAGUUUCCCGCGUGGCAGAACUCGAUCCGCCACAACCUGUCGCUCAACGAUUGCUUCAUAAAAAUCCCGAGGGAGCCAGGGAACCCGGGAAAAGGCAACUACUGGACUCUAGAUCCGUUAGCAGAGGAUAUGUUCGACAACGGCAGUUUCCUAAGAAGAAGGAAACGUUACAAGCGGCCUUCGCCGAGUCUGAUGCUCAGAGAUCAUCACGCGUCGGCUAUGGUCGCUUCUUUCCUGCAAAGUCAAGAAAAUUACCACUCUGGUUUGUUCUCGCACCCCGGCUUGCACAAUCCCUACAGUUACUUGCCCAGCAUACCGCCGAAUAUGCCUAUUUUAAGUCCGAUGGAUUUGUCGAGGUUAGGAAUACCUCAUUUAGGGUUGCUCCCUCAAGCGAAUAUUUGCAAGCCGGUGCCGGUGCAGCCGCCGCAUCAGGAUACGGAAGAUUACCUACCGACGGACGUUCACAAGAAAUCCAAAAACGGCUUUUCGAUAGAUUCCAUAAUAGGCAACGGGGGUAAGCACACGGACGAAGCAGUGAGUUCCAGAAAGACUUCCGAAAGUCCGGAUAUCGUGCUACGCAAGAUACCCAAUCAGUUGUCAGCUUUUUCACCGUUGUCGGUGGCCGAGGAAUGGGCCAGAUGAAACCACUAGUAUGAUUAGCGAUUCUCUUGUAAAAUAACGAACAUCUCACGAAAGACCAAAGACGUAAAACAGACUUUAAUGUGAUUUAAUCGUUGCAAUAUUUAUUAAGUAGGUUUAUGAUUUAUAGUCGCGAAUGUAGAUACAAUCUCAUUAAUAUCGAUUACAAAGUUUCUUUAUACUGUGUAUAGAAGUAAUGUUAAAACUUAGUUCAAUAAGUUUUAAGGAUCUCUUUUAGUCGUUUAUUUGAGCGAAGCGGAUGAAAUAAACUUGAUUGUAUGUAUAAAUAUAUA
Cylas formicarius (sweet potato weevil) is the source of this 1452-nucleotide messenger RNA. Its product is annotated as forkhead box protein D3-like. The record is from RefSeq and is a predicted model, not a curated record. Gene Ontology annotation, molecular function: DNA-binding transcription factor activity, RNA polymerase II-specific; RNA polymerase II cis-regulatory region sequence-specific DNA binding. The transcript has a single exon. Lineage: Eukaryota; Metazoa; Arthropoda; Insecta; Coleoptera; Brentidae. Gene Ontology annotation, biological process: regulation of transcription by RNA polymerase II; cell differentiation; anatomical structure morphogenesis. Bases 209 to 1162 code for a protein of 317 amino acids.